Molecule: messenger RNA, 745 nt
Organism: Durusdinium trenchii
Lineage: Eukaryota; Dinophyceae; Suessiales; Symbiodiniaceae
Source: the annotation of a GenBank genome assembly
UGCAAGGCCGCCCUUGGCAGUUACAAGGCGGCCAUGGAGGACUUCGAGAAGGCUAUUGAGCUGGUUCCCCAAUAUGCAGCUGCAAUCUACAACCGGGGUCUCACGCAGAAAAUCAUUGGCAGGUGCACGGCCUCCAUCGAGGACUUUGAUGAGGCCCUCAAGCUCAAUCCUACAAAUGCAGCUGCGCUCAAGCAGCGCGGACUAUGCAAGGCCAUCCUUGACAGCUACGAGGCGGCCAUCAAGACUACAACAAAGCCAUCGAGCUGGAUCCCUCAUUUGCUGAGGCCAUCCGUACCGAUGUGGAGUCCAUCGUGUUGAACAUUGGCUUCAAGCCCGAGCUGCAUGUAUGCGUCCCAACGCUUUUUUGAGCAAGGGUUUCACCAGAGGCCUUCCCACAGUAGCUUGAAGAAGAAGUUUGAACAAGCUGAAGGCCCCUGAUCCAUCCCAAGUGUAUAUAAUAUAGCCAUAGCUUUAACUCAAUUUUCCUGGCGCGGCACUAUCAGCCUUGUUGUAAUUGAGGUUGCUGUGUUUCUUCCCAUCUAGCUUGUGCGUGUCAUGGCCAAUGACUCUGCCGGGCACCGCACAGUUAAGACACAGCAACUUCGAGGAAUAGACCUGUUUCAGCGCACGCCCCGUGUUGUGCCUGCACCAGCUAUAACUUUCCUUGGCAAUUCUGGCGAUGCUGGCCUGAAAGUUAUAAGUAGGGCUUAAGCAGGGCAGGUUGCCCACAGCGUUGAGAGCAUGC